ACUCAAAAGAGUUCGCUGCUGUAGCCGGUAACAGUCAAGUUGGAAUUGUUGCACAUUUUUAAUAAAUAUUAAAUCAUAUGUUGUAAAUAAACUUCAGUUUUUUGUAAGUCUCGAAAUGUCUAAACUUAAAUUUUUUUAACGCGUCUAUCAAACCUCUUUCAAAAAAGGUUUUUCUUUAACAAUUAUUACACUUAACAGAAAAACAUUAAAAGACCAUGCUGAUGUUCAAGGUGCUUUUAAUAGAUUUUUUAUUUUAGCUGCCAAUAUACUUCAUAAGAAUGGCUGGACCCGAUGUGGCAGCAUUAGCUGCAGAUUUAGCUCGUGCUGUGGAGCUUACAAUGAGUACUGGGGCUUCACAACAUGACAGAUUGAGGGCUUACCAAGCAUGUGAAAGCUUUAAAGAAACUUCGCCUCUGUGUGCUGAAGCAGGUCUUUAUUUAGCUGCGGGCACCCAACACUCACCUAUUUCUAGACACUUUGGCCUACAACUUAUGGAGCACACAGUUAAAUACCGUUGGACACAAAUAUCUCAACAGGAGAAAAUUUUUAUUAAGGAAAAUGCAAUGAAGCUGCUUUCUGCUGGUGGUAUAAGUGAAGAGUCUCAUAUGAAAGAUGCUCUAAGCCGGGUUGUUGUUGAAAUGGUUAAGAGAGAAUGGCCCCAACAAUGGCCCGGUUUGUUAGCAGAAUUAUCAGAUGCAUGUGCUUGUGGAGAAACACAAACUGAAUUAGUUUUACUUGUCUUCCUACGACUUGUUGAAGAUGUUGCAUUAUUACAGACAUUAGAAUCGAAUCAGCGACGAAAGGAUAUUUAUCAUGCUCUCACAGCCAAUAUGGCAGUAAUUUUUGACUUUUUUCUUCGAUUGAUUGAGCUUCAUGUAAACCAGUUUAGACUUCACAGUGACUCUAAUGCUACAAAAGCAAAUGCUCAUGGGAGAGUUGUCCAAGUAGUUUUAUUAACACUUGCUGGUUUUGUAGAAUGGGUUUCUAUGAAUCACAUUAUGGCACAAAAUGGUAGAUUGUUACACUUACUUUGUCUUUUAUUAAAUGACACUGCAUUCCAGUAUUCUGCAGCAGAAUGCUUAUCCCAGGUUGUAAAUCGCAAAGGUAAAACCGACGAAAGAAAACCUAUAUUGAUAUUAUUUAACAAUGAACCAAUGCAAUGUUUAUUAACGGCUGCUAAAAAUUCAGGCACUCUUGGAGAUGAACAACAUUAUUUAUUUAAAAAGAAACUAAUCCAGGUUCUGGGUGGUUUAACAACACAAAUAUGUAGUUUGUGGGGAAAAGAAGGCCUAACUCGACCAUCAAAUUUCUCAAUGUUUCUAGAAGCUAUUUUAGCCUACAGUAGCCAUCCAAGUCUAACUAUAGCUCAUUCUGCAAACCCAUUAUGGAACAGUAUGUUGAAAAAUGAUAAUGUUUCUAGAGAUCCCAUUUUCUUGUCUUACAUUCCACAGUGGGUGCAAUGUACAGCACCUAAAAUAAUUAAAUUUAAUUACCCCAUUGGAAAAAGUCCAACCAGGGACGAAUUAGGAGAGAAUUCUUUGUAUGCAAAAUUAGAUUUUGAUAGUGAGGAAGAAUUUUCUUCUUAUUUUUAUAGAUCUAGGGCAGAUCUGUUGGAUUCUUUUAGGCAAGCAACUGUGGUAGCUCCCCUAGUAACAUUCAACUAUGUAGAACAAUGGUUAAUAAAAUGUUUACAAGUUCCCAACUUGACUUCUGGUUUAUCAUUUUCGGAUCCUAUGUAUCAGGAAUGGGAAGCGUUAUCUAAUUUCCUGGAAAGCGUUUUAAGCAGAGUUCUACAGGCUAAUGGAAGACCACCAAUACCUUCUGGUCUAAGAUUAUUACAACUGUGUCUAUCGUAUCAACCUGCAGAUCCUUUAAUACUAUCAACAUUACUUACUUGUAUUUCUGCAUUGUUUGUAUUCCUUAGUAUGUCUACCGGACAAAUGGCACCAACAGCAAAUUCAGUAGCAGCUUCUGGUGCGGCAUUACUACCACAAGUUCUCGAAAAGAUAUUCUCAACUCUAGUCUAUACUCCUGAAGGACAAUCGAUCAACAACAGAUCACGAGCUGUAAAAAACGUUCGACGACAUGCUGCAUCUCUGAUGGUAAAAAUUGGUCACAAAUAUCCGUUGUUACUCUUGCCAGUUUUUGAUCAAAUUCGUGCUACUGUAGAAACGUUAUGUAGACCUGAAGGCCCAGCUCAGUUAAGUAGUUUGGAAAAGGUGACGUUGCAAGAGGCGUUGCUUUUAAUUUCAAAUCAUUUCGGGGACUAUGACAGACAGAGUACGUUCGUGGGUGAGGUUUUGAGAGAAGCAAACGCUCAGUUUUUGGAUACAGUAAAUUUGGGUGCACUUAGAAAUGCAGCAAAUUUCAUAUCAUUCGUCGGUUUGGACAAACCUCCCGUACCAACCAAUAGCGAAGAUCCUUGUGGCCAAAAUCGCAGCAACAUCAAUUUUUGUAUAAAUCUAUUUCUUGGUGCCGUAAAACGUUGUGCUUGGCCUGAUGACCCGGAAAGAGCUACAAGAGGAGGUUUUGUAGUAUCUUUAACGGAAUCCGGUAAUCCUGUUUGUCGGAAUCCCGCCGCGCCUCAUAUCGUACCACUAUUGCCACAUAUACUCUCUCUAAUUAAGAUUUUUAACGAAUUAUUUACCUCUGAAGCUCAGUGCUUGAUUCACGACAGCUAUAAAGGAUGUUUAGCAAUGCAAGAGACUGAAAAAUUGAACCUAUUGGGUUUGAUGGGUCACAUAACUGUAAAUGAAGCUGGAGAAUCCCAAGUAGUUCAAAGUCCUUUAGAAAGGAUGCAACGAUUCUUGACUGGAUUACAUGAAAGUUGUUUCCACAUGAUAGGAUCUUUAGGUCCUUCUCUAGGAAGGGAUUUAUAUAAUAUACCAGAUCUAGGACCGGCUGUAGUCAGUAGUGUAUUAUCAUAUAUGCAAUACAUACCAGAUCAUCGAGUUCGACCAAUCAUUAGGGUUUAUUUGAAACCGUUUAUUUUUUCUUGUCCAGCGCCUUACUAUGAAGCUGUAGUCUUACCGAUUAUGGCUCAUCUUUCUCCUAUAGUAUUAUCGAGAUUACACACUAAAUGGCAACAAGUUAUCGAAUUUCGUAACCGCGAAGCACAGGAAGACAAUCAAGAUACUCAGGAGGUAUUGGAAGAUAUUCUCACCCGUGUAUUAACAAGGGAGUAUUUGGAUCUGUUAAAAGUGGCUCUUGUCGGUGGGAGCGUGACGCCUGAAUCGAAUUCGGAAACCAUGGAGACGGAAGAACACAGUAUGGAUUCACCAACUCCACCGCAUACUCGAUCAAAUAUCACAAAUGAGGUUAUUUCUGAUUUAGGGUUGAUGUUGCUACGUAGCGAGAAAACCUGUCAUUCUAUAGUGUUAGCGGUAUUGGGUGCGUUAGCCUGGAUCGAUAGUCAAGCUUCAUUGAAAGCUACUCUUUUAACAGGUGCAAUAGUAAGACAAUUAUCCUCCGACAAGACCCUGAAUGGUGAAGUAGCAGCUCAUAUUAUGGCAGCUGUUUUAAAUGCUCUUACUCUUCAUGGACAACAUGAAGCAAACCAAGGUUCUUUAUUAACCUUAGGGGCUCAAAUUUAUGAAAUGUUGAGGCCAACAUUUCUCGAAGUGUUUGCUGUGAUGCAACAAAUACCUGGAGUAAAUCCAGUGGAUUUACAAAAAUUAGACGAACGGAUCUCCGGAAGUACAAGCAAGGGAAAUAAAGUCGAAAAAGUCAAAAAGGAUCUAUUUAAAAAAAUUACGGGAAAUUUAAUAGGUCGAAGUAUGGGUCAGUUGUUCAAAAAAGAAGUAAAAAUUCACGAUUUGCCACGAAUAGUAGUACAGAAAAAAUCUGAACAAGAAGAUGUUAUUACAAAUUUAAGGAACGUUUUCAGCUAGUGAAUUGUAUAGUAUAUUAUUGAAAAUAAGGUAAAUUAUGGUGAAAUUGUACAACAUCCCUUGUUGUUCAAUUCAAAUUGACUGGUAAAACUUAUAUAUUGUUUAUUGGCUCUUUUGCUAUUGUCUCAUUUUGUAUAUACUUCGUUAGUUUAUUUUUAUUUAAUUCUUUUUUUUGUUAAUUAGUAAAAUAAAGAAUCAAUGUAUUCUUCUGGAAUCUA
Diorhabda sublineata is the source of this 4108-nucleotide messenger RNA. RefSeq names its product exportin-5 (gene Ranbp21). Gene Ontology annotation, biological process: RNA export from nucleus; protein export from nucleus. The record is from RefSeq and is a predicted model, not a curated record. Gene Ontology annotation, cellular component: nucleus; cytoplasm; RNA nuclear export complex. Gene Ontology annotation, molecular function: RNA binding; nuclear export signal receptor activity; small GTPase binding. The transcript is spliced from 13 exons. NCBI's taxonomy places the organism in Eukaryota, Metazoa, Arthropoda, Insecta, Coleoptera, Chrysomelidae. Bases 279 to 3890 code for a protein of 1203 amino acids.